UAUUAGCACACUUUUCCACAAAUAAAAUUUUCCAGGUGUUAUUGUUUCGCUUCCAAUUUGAAGAAACAAUCAAAUAUCAAACCGAACAACACACACAACAGAGCACAAAACAAAGACCUAGGAAAGGUUGUUCUUGUUCCUGUUUGAUUCUGUGUCUUCUGAGACUUCAAAUUUUCGGAGUCUUGAGAAGGCACACAAAACUGAAAAGAAAGAGAAAGAACAAUGAAGAAGCCCAUGGAGACUCUCUCUGAUCUGAUACAUGAGUUCAAGCUUCGCACUAUUUGGUGGUCCCUUUGUAUAUUCGCUGUUUCCUAUUUCUUAACUCAUACAAGUAAAUCAAUGUGGAUGAAUGUACCUAUUUACCUAUCUCAUUUAGAGAAAAAACAGUUGUCGCCAAAUGAUUCCCGCCUCUCUACUCCGCCUCCCCCUACUAAAUGGAAGAGGAAAAUUGAUUCUUCUGCCGUGGAGGCUGCCAUGGGUGAUUUGAUCAAUAAGAUAUUGAAGGAUUUCGUGGUUGAUUUGUGGUAUUCGGAAAUUACUCCAGACAAGGAGUUUCCCGAGCAGAUACGUGCAAUAAUAAUGGAUGUUCUUGGUGAAAUAUCAGGAAGGGUUAAAGAGAUCAACCUUGUCGAUUUGCUGACAAGGGACAUAGUUGACUUAGUAGGUGAUCACAUAGACCUUUUCAGAAGAAAUCAAGCUGCUAUAGGCGUAGAUGUUAUGAGAACGUUAUCUUCUGAGGAGAGGGAUGAGAGAUUGAAAUUCCAUUUGUUGAAUUCUAAAGAGCUACACCCAGCAUUGAUAUCUCCAGAGAGUGAGUACAAGGUUCUUCAGCGACUGAUGAGUGCUGUUUUAGCCAUAGUACUAAGACAACGAGAAGCUCAGUGUCCUGUAGUUCGUUCUAUAGCUCGGGAACUUUUAACUUGCUUGGUUAUGCAACCUAUUAUGAAUUUAGCAAGCCCCGGGUAUAUAAAUGAGCUUAUUGAAUCUCUUCUACUUCUCCUUAAUGAUGAUGUUACAAAAUCAAUGGCUGGUAAUCAGCCAACAAAUGUACCAAGUCAUCAACGUGGUCAUUCUACCCCUAAUGAGGGCGGCCAUGACAAUCUCACGGCAUCUAAGCAAUCUCCAUCAUUAAACCAAGUAACUGAGAUGGCCUUGGUUAAAAUGAGUCAUCAAGGAGAGACAUCGUUGCAGCAUAAAAUACACCAUGAAGAAUCUUCUCAGGUCAAGCCUGCUGAUUGGGCACGGAAAUUGGAGGUUGUAACUCAAAGGAGAACUGAAAUUCUUAUGCCUGAGAAUCUUGAGAACAUGUGGACAAAAGGAAGAAAUUACAAAAAGAAAGAAAACAAAAUAACCAAAGCCGGCUUUCAGGAUCUUUCUGUCAAAAGUUCAGCUACGGACAGUUCGCUGCCUCAUAGAACAUUGAUUCAGGAAACAUCAGUGAGUAAACCUGGACAGUUUUCACCUGCAGAAGCAAAGAUUUCGUUGCCGCCAAAGCCUGCCUUGGGUUCAGAUCCCCUUCAAAAUGUUGGAGGCACAGAUAGAUCACAAUAUCCUCAGGACUCUGGCAAGCAAUUAACUUUUGAGGACAAGCUGCAAGUUGAUACGAUGAAGGGCAUCACGGAUCUUGUUUCCAAUGGGUAUAAAAGUAACCUGAAGAGAUCUAACAGUGCUUCUUCCUUGGCAAUCCAACCUAAUAAAGGAGGCUCCAUAAUUUCAGAGUUCUACACUCCUGAAUUCGGGAGGCAUAGUGAAUUUCGUGGGAAGAGUUCUUCUGACAUGAUUGUUAGAAGAGAGGGGCCACUUAUUCCUAAGCUCAGGUGCCGGGUUAUUGGAGCAUAUUUUGAGAAACUUGGGUCCACAAGCUUUGCUGUCUAUUCAAUUGCAGUGACUGAUGCACAAAAUAGGACUUGGUUUGUUAAAAGAAGAUAUAGGAAUUUUGAACGACUACAUCGACAUCUAAAAGAUAUUCCCAAUUAUACAUUACAUUUGCCUCCAAAAAGGAUAUUUUCGUCAAGCACAGAUGAUGCCUUUGUACAUCAACGUUGCAUUCAGCUUGACAGAUAUCUCCAGGAUCUUCUGUCAAUAGCUAAUGUUGCUGAGCAACAUGAAGUAUGGGACUUUUUCAGUGUUUCCUCAAAGAACUACUCUUUUGGGAAAUCUUCUUCAGUGAUGAAAACAUUGGCAGUCAAUGUAGAUGAUGCUGUGGAUGAUAUAGUACGCCAGUUCAGAGGGGUUUCAGAUGGUUUAAUGAAGAAGGUUGUUGGUGCAUCAUCCCAUUCACAGCAAAGCAAUGCAGAAAGUGUGUUAAGCUCCGAUAACGAGGAAAGUCUAAAGAACAGUAAUUAUGGCAGUGAGAAUAUUGACAGGGAAGUAGCCCAAGAUAGUGGGUGGCAUUCUGACAAUGAAGUGAUCUCACAGGAUUACCUGUCACGAAUAACAAACCCUGCCGAAGAGCCUGGGAACUUGGAUUUGGAUAGAAAGCAUGAUAUGAUGGUGGAAUCCAGGGUUGGCAAUGAUGUUCCAGUUACAAAUUUCACUCUAAUUCAAGAUAGUUCGGAGGAUCCAGUUGGAAUGCCACCAGAGUGGGCCCCCCCAAAUGUCAGUGUCCCUAUUUUGAAUUUGGUUGACAAGAUAUUUCAGCUCAAGAAAAGAGGCUGGCUAAGAAGACAGGUCUUUUGGAUAUCUAAGCAGAUAUUACAGUUGGUGAUGGAAGAUGCUAUUGAUGACUGGCUCCUGAGACAGAUUAAUUGGCUUCGGAGAGAGGACACGGUGGAACAAGGGAUUAGAUGGAUCCACGACAUACUAUGGCCUGGUGGUACCUUCUUUUUAAGAGUAGAGGCUCCUCAGAUAUUUAGUAGUGGAAUUGAUCAAAAGCCUUCUCAAACAACAAACAGAUAUGGUGGAAGCAAGAUCUCAAAAUCUGGUUCUGGUUCUUUUGAGCAAGAGCUCGAGGCUUCUCGAAGAGCAAACGAUGUCAAGAAACUAUUGUUUGAUGGUGCUCCAACAACUUUAGUCAGUUUAAUCGGGCCGAAGCAGUAUAGACGAUGCGCCAGGGAUAUAUACUUCUUUACUCAGUCUUCUAUAUGUGUGAGGCAACUUGCUUAUGCAAUCCUGGAACUUGUACUGAUCUCUGUCUUCCCCGAGAUGCGGAACGUUGUCCAAAGUGUUCAUGAGAGCAUGCAUGUUCAAUAACCAUUAUAGAGUUUCCAUAUCACCUGCGGCAUUUGUUGUCUGCAUAUGUUGUAAUAUGAAAUGAAAUUUUGGCGAGACAACUUCUUUGGAUGUCUGGUGCCAUUGAUUUAUAUGGCUUUGUUUGGUGAUGUCCGUUGCAGAUGCAGGAACAGGAGCCUUGGAUGGUAUUUUUCCGGGGAAUGUUUUUGCAUCUGUUUUCCAACUGUACAAAAACUUAGAUUUAGGGUGCUGUACAUAAAACAAUCGUUUUAUCACUUUUAUGAAUCCAUUAUGAUUUUGUCAAGGUAUACCCCAUUUUCAUGGGGAUUUUGUAUUGCUAUAUUGGUGGAGAAAUGCAUUCUUUGUUUCUUUA
Messenger RNA from Arachis duranensis, 3544 nucleotides. RefSeq lists its product as uncharacterized. The record is from RefSeq and is a predicted model, not a curated record. Gene Ontology annotation, molecular function: phosphatidylinositol binding. NCBI's taxonomy places the organism in Eukaryota, Viridiplantae, Streptophyta, Magnoliopsida, Fabales, Fabaceae.